Messenger RNA from Corvus hawaiiensis (hawaiian crow), 2621 nucleotides. It is a transcript of the gene POFUT4, whose product is annotated as fucosyltransferase 11. Gene Ontology annotation, molecular function: alpha-(1->3)-fucosyltransferase activity. Gene Ontology annotation, cellular component: membrane. The record is from RefSeq and is a predicted model, not a curated record. NCBI's taxonomy places the organism in Eukaryota, Metazoa, Chordata, Aves, Passeriformes, Corvidae.
AUGCUGUGCCUCCGGGGAACAGCUGGAGUUUAUCGCUGUCAGCUGCAGGUACUGCGGGGUCCGGUGGUAGCACAGGCGGAUGCAGGAGCGGUAAAGGCAGAGAGGUUUACAGAGGUACAGUGAGGUUGGGAGGGAGCUGCAACUCGGUCACCUCGUCGAGCCGCUGCAGCAAGGCUGACAGUGCGCCAGAGCAGGGCUACGUCUCGCUGCCCCUCCGAGCCGCUUCAAACGUGCAUCGACAGUACGAGAAGAGAGGGGCGGGGAAGGCGGCGCCACUGGCGCCCGGGCCCUUCCACGCCCCGUGACGGCACCGCCGGGGCGGGGCCCGGCGCCGCUUCCUGGGGCGGGCCCGGGGCACGGCCCGGGGGCGGUGGGCCGGGCAUGGGGGGCGCCGGGCCGCGGCGGGGGCCCGCGGGCCUGUGGGUGACGCUGGCGCUGGCCUGGGGCGCGGGGGCCGCGCUGGCCGCGGAGGGGCUGGCGGAGCCGUGCGGGGCGGAGGGGUGGGCGCAGGACGCCGUCCCGCCGGGCGCGGCCUUCGUCGCCGCCGCGUCGUACCGCGGGCCCGGCAACAACGACACGCGGAGCAACAAGGCGCUGCCCAUCCUGCUGUGGUGGAGCGGGAGCCUCUUCCCGCACUUCCCCGGCGACACGGAGCGCAUCGACUGCCGGCGCGGCUCCUGCCUCGUCACCCGGAGCCGGCGGGUGGCCCGGCACCGCCGCACGAAGGCGCUCAUCUUCUACGGCACCGACUUCAGGGCGUACGAGGCACCGCUGCCCCGCCUGCCCCACCAGACCUGGGCGCUCUUCCACGAGGAGUCCCCCAUGAACAACUACGUGCUCUCGCAUUCGCCCGGCAUCCGGCUCUUCAACUACACGGCCACCUUCCGCCGGGAGUCCGACUACCCGCUCACGCUGCAGUGGCUGCCUGGCACCGGCUACCUGCGGGCCCCGGCCGUGGCCCUGGCCGAGAAGGACGCGUGGCGGCGGAAGGGCUACGGCCCGGUGCUGUACAUGCAGUCCCACUGCGAUGUGCCCUCGGACAGGGACCGCUACGUGCGGGAGCUCAUGAAGUACAUCCAGGUUGACUCCUAUGGGAAAUGCCUGCAUAACCGUGAGCUUCCCAGUGAGCGACUGAGAGACACUUCUACAGCCACUACAGAAGAUUCUGAAUUCAUGACUUUUAUUGCCAGGUACAAGUUUCAUCUGGCCUUGGAGAAUGCCAUAUGUGACGACUACAUGACAGAGAAGCUGUGGCGUCCCAUGCACUUGGGUGCUGUCCCAGUGUACCGGGGCUCCCCAGCUGUGCGAGACUGGAUGCCAAACAACCUCUCCAUCAUUCUUAUAGAUGACUUUGACAGCCCCCAAGAGCUGGCAAAGUAUCUUGAUUUCCUGGACAAGAAUGGAGAGGAAUAUUUGAAGUAUCUAGAGUACAAAAACGUUGAUGGAAUCAAAAACCAAUUCUUGCUAGAGAGUUUGGAGAAGCGGGAGUGGGGUGUGAAUGACAUGACUCUGCCCAAUUACCUGAAUGGCUUUGAGUGUUUCAUCUGUGACAAGGAGAACACGCGGGUCAAAGAGGAGCAGGAACACAAAAAGUCUCGUGGGAGAAUUCCAGCUCCCAGACCUCAAAUAGCUCAGUUCAAGCAUAUGGGAUGUCCUGUGCCAACCCCUGGGUUUGGAAGUGUUGAAGACCUCUCUGAGGGAGACAGUUGGAAAGAAAUGUGGCUACAGGAUUAUUGGCAAAGUCUUGAUCAGGGUGAGGCCCUCACUGCUAUGAUUCAUCGCAAUGAGUCUCAUCAGGGAAGAUUUUGGGACUAUAUGCAUGAGAUUUUUCUCAAGAGGACAAGGCAACACUGACCCAUCUUUGUAAGAGCUUGAUUUGAAACUUGCAUUGAAAGUUGAGACUGUGAAUUCUUACCUCACUUCAAAUGUUUGCCUUGAAAAAAACAAAACCAAAAAGCCUCUCACAGAGACAAUCUUUCCUGGUGCAUGAAUUGAGUAAGUUUCUGUUAUGAUUGGAGUUCAGCAGUGGAAAUGUUAGCAACUGCUUUGAGUUUCAGCUCUGUGGUGUGAAGCCGCUCCUGACUUGCAGGUGUCAACAUGUGGGGGCAAAAGAGGAAUUUACUCUCCUUUUGCAUUUGCUAUACUUAUAUUGUGUCUUACAUGACUUCAGGUUUUUGCUCAAGUGCCCUAAGUUAUUUCAGGGAUUUUUUAAGUCUUCAAAAUACUGGCUUUUAAAGUAUUUAAUCAGUCACAUAUUCUCUUCAUUACUUUUAGCUGCUAUUAACAAAUGGCUUUUCCAGUGAAGGAAUUCAAAAUACACAUCUGUGAAGAGCAGUUGUGCCUUAUGAAAUUGCUGCAAUAAAGUCUCUUCUCCCCAAGUAACAUGCCUCAGAUACUCCUCCUUUUCAAGGUAACUGAAUACGUAUGGGCAGGUCACUUUACUCUCUGCCUAAUUUUCCUCUUUUGCUGACUUAGCAGAUGAUAUGUACAAUGGGAUGGGAAAACAAAUUAUUUAAGUUGCAACUUUCAAUGAAGUAUUUCACACCAGAAAGUGUAUUACCUGGUAUUGUGUAGAGCAAAAUAAAAUUUGUAUGCUUUGGUUCUUUUGAGUUUCCAUCAAA